UUCUCUAUUCUUUGCUCCCCUGCUAAACGUCUCAUCUCCACCACUCCCUCUAUCGCUCAUGAAACUUUAGCCUUCCCUCUCUCGUCGUAGUCUCUAUCUUCCAUGGCGAAAACCUUAAUUUCUUCUCCGCCGUUCAUCGGCGCACCACUCUCCUCGCUCUCUCGCCAUGGCCUUCACACGCUUCCUAACCGGAGAUUCAUGUCCACUCGAGUCAAGUUCAGUCUACACGAGAUUCCUCCAAUUGUUCAGUUAGACUCCUCCUCGAUUGAUUUCACUUCUAUUGUUACUAGAGCUGAAAGCCUCCUCUAUACACUUGCUGAUGCGGCUGUUGCAGCGGAUUCGGCCUCUGGUGGUGCUGCCUCCAGCUCAACUGAUGCUGCUGUGCAGAAGAAUGGAGGUUGGUUCGGGUUUAUCUCCGAAUCCAUGGAAUUCGUCCUUAAGGUGUUGAAGGAUGGGCUUUCUGCUGUGCAUGUACCUUAUGCUUAUGGUUUUGCAAUUAUUUUGCUCACUGUUGUUGUGAAAGUUGCUACUUUACCUUUAACCAAGCAGCAAGUGGAAUCUACAUUGGCUAUGCAAAACCUUCAACCUAAGAUAAAAGCCAUUCAACAAAGAUAUGCAGGGAAUCAGGAGAGAAUACAACUUGAGACAUCACGUCUCUAUAGGCAAGCAGGGGUUAAUCCAUUAGCAGGUUGUUUUCCAACUUUGGCUACGAUACCAGUCUGGAUUGGUCUAUAUCAAGCUCUUUCAAAUGUUGCAAAUGAGGGGCUGUUGACAGAAGGUUUUUUUUGGAUUCCGUCAUUGGGUGGGCCAACUACAAUUGCAGCUCGACAAAGUGGAUCUGGCAUUUCAUGGCUUUUUCCAUUUGUGGAUGGCCAUCCACCAUUGGGCUGGCAUGACACUGCAGCUUACCUGGUUUUGCCUGUGCUCCUUGUUGUUUCCCAAUACGUGUCGAUGGAGAUCAUGAAACCUCCCCAGACAGAUGAUCCAGCUCAAAAGAACACUCUUCUUGUUUUCAAGUUUCUUCCUCUCAUGAUCGGUUACUUUUCCUUGUCUGUGCCAUCAGGAUUAUCAAUUUACUGGUUCACAAACAAUGUCCUCAGCACAGCCCAACAGGUAUGGUUACGCAAAUUAGGUGGUGCAAAGCCUGUAGUUAAUGAAAAUGCAAGUGGAAUCAUCACUGCAGGACGUGCAAAACGAUCAGCUUCACAGCCAGCACAGGCCGGUGAUAGGUUCAGGAAGCUGAAGGACGAAGAGAAGAGGAAAAAGUUGAGCAAGGCAAUAGCAGAUGAAGAGAUGCAGACUCUGGAUUUUGCAUCUGGUUCUGAUGAGGACUCGGAUGAAGAGACGAAGGACAAGGGUGAGGAAGUUUUAGAAGGAGCAUAUGCUUCUAGUGCAAGCAAACAGGUUCCAGAUAUUUCUAGACCAAAGAGAAGCAAACGGUCAAAAAGAAAGCGUGCUGUAUAAAACAACUAUACUGAUUUGAUGAUUGUAGCUUUCGAGAAGCCACAAGCAGCAGCCAUGAUAGGAGAAGAUGGAUGAGAAUCUGCCUACUCAUUAUGGGCAUGAGAUGAUUCAUGUUAAGUGAACAGAAAAAAAAAUCUCUAUAAUGGUGGGCUUACACAAGUUUCAAGCAUAUCUUUAUGUGAUACUUGUCUGAUAAUCAUAGCAAAACUUGAAUAUAAUAUGAGAAUUGCAUGUUAAAGGUGCUUGAGAAUCCUAUGCCCGAUUUGGUAAGAUUAUUGAAUCCGGUUUUCUCCUCA
Molecule: messenger RNA, 1760 nt
Organism: Manihot esculenta (cassava)
Lineage: Eukaryota; Viridiplantae; Streptophyta; Magnoliopsida; Malpighiales; Euphorbiaceae
Product: inner membrane protein PPF-1, chloroplastic
Exons: 12
Coding region: 103-1464 (453 amino acids)
Biological process (GO): thylakoid membrane organization; protein insertion into membrane; protein localization to chloroplast
Cellular component (GO): chloroplast thylakoid membrane
Molecular function (GO): membrane insertase activity
Source: RefSeq, a predicted model, not a curated record